UGCAGCCCUAAGUUUGCUAACAAAGUAGUGAUGUGAAACUUGAUAAUAAGAUAAUAAUGUGAUGUCUAUUCUUAAGAAUGCGCUGCAUUAAUAUGUGCAUUAAAGAAUUUCAGUGUUGCUAACCAUUCGCAAAAGCUUUACCAAGCGCUACAAAACAAUGAGUUGUCACUACGCGGAGUCGGAAUCAUCACAAUCCGAGAGCAAAAUGGACAUCUCGGAGACGCCUACGGACUCCACGGGAGUUUCGCCGCUUGCCGAUGAGCGUGCCAAUGCCACAAUGCCAAACAAAUCGAAUAUUGAAGUUGAGCGGGAGAAUAACGAAAACAAAAACACGUCAAUGCUAGACAACAGAAUAAUACGACCAGAGUUGCUGCUGCCAGUCGAAACGAUGCCACAACGACAAAUAACGGAACGCACCCUAACACUGGCCAAUAGCCACCCGCUCAUGUCGCCCACUAACACCGACUCUGAUUCAGAGCCCUUUCAGGGCAAGUGCAAGAAUUUUCCCGAUGUAGUACCGCGCACAGAGCAGACCGCAACGGAAGCUGUACGAAAUACGUUGAAUCAACAAAACAAUAUGCGGGUUAAGCCUCAAGACGCGAAAGUGAGUCUGCUGCGGGCAAAUAGCCCAGACCUGCUGAGUAGUGAGUCAGAUGUAGACGUGUCGCAGUAUUUGGCUGCUGUUGAGUCAAAUUUUCAAUCGGUUUCGUUGCUGCCCAAUGCGAAUAACAAAGCGUCGCGAAGAGCAAAACGCUCGACCUUAGCUGGUGGUGAGGACAUUUCCAGCUUGGAUUCCAUAUCAAAUCAUAGUUUCGACGAUGACGAAGACAUCGAGCACAAUUUGGCCUCUCUGAGCCCAUCCAGCUCGCUGAUUGAUGGCCUGGAUGGUGAGGAUGAUGAUGAUGACGACUGCGAGGGCCCCGAGCUGUUGCCCGACAACGAUGACGACCUUGAUGAUUUUGGUAUGGCAACCACGCCCACACCACACGCAGGAGUGGCAGCAUCAGAUACAGGUGCAACCGCUUCAGAGUUACCGCAAUAUACGGCUGACGAAGAGCGACGCGACUCACGAAAUUGGCAAAAGAUCACGCUGCCAGAUGGUCGGACUCGCGAGAUUGACAUGCGCGUCAUUGAACCUUACAAGCGUGUGCUGUCUCAUGGUGGUUACUUGAAAGCUGGUGGGCAGAAUGCAAUUGUUAUAUUCUGCGCCUGCCAUUUGCCUGACAGAUCCCGUGCGGACUACAGCUACGUCAUGGACAAUCUUUUUUUGUAUGUAGUGAAAACGCUGGAACAGCUAGUCACGGAUGACUAUGUGCUCAUCUAUCUGCACGGCGGAUCCAGUAGACGUAAUGUGCCGCCAUUUCCAUGGCUCAAGCGUUGCUAUCAACUGCUCGAUCGUCGCCUGCGCAAGAGUCUGAAGCACAUGUAUUUGGUGCAUCCCACUUUUUGGAUCAAGUCUUUGGUAUGGAUGGCGCGGCCAUUUGUCAGCACAAAAUUUUGGCGUAAGCUCAUUUAUGUUAAGUCUUUGGAGGAACUGGGCCUGCACGUUGCUGUGGAAAAGGCAGCCAUACCGGAGAAAGUUAAGCAAUACGAUGCCAAGCGACAUUGAGCUGCACACUCGUACCACUCAAAUUUUUGAAUAACUGCUAGCUCAGGCUUGAUUCACUCGCAACGCAACAUUUACACACGCUCGAAUUUGUGUUUUCGCAUUCCCUGAUAGAUCUAUUUAAUGUAAUAAUUGCUCUCAGUCUUGUAUUUAUUUAAACUCUUGCUAUGCUUUAAUUUAAGAUCUCAAUCUAUGUGAUACUUUUGAUUUUGCUUUCUCAACCCAUGUACUCUAACUCGCUAUGUGCUAUGUAAUUUAAUUCGCGGCGUUCAACAAACAUCGAACAAGUUUUUGAUUGCUUUUACCAGCAGCAGUAAAACUCACAUAAGUAGGAACUAGGACUAACCACCACAUAUAUACAAACACACAUACUUGCGCAGCCACUAAUGCAUAGUUAUAGUUAAUCAUGUAGCUUCCGCUUUAGUUCCAUAUAUUCAUACAUAUACGCAUAACCAUCCGUACAAUCUACAACACAUAUACAAGCCUGGUUUUUUUAAAUAAUGUUAACAAGGAAAUAAGCAACUAAAAACCACCAGACUUCCGUACAUGUUACCUUCUUUAUCGUAGCAAAAUACUAUUAUAAAUUAUUACGAAUGUAAAACCCAAACUCAACGGAAUUUAAUAUUAAGCGAGUUUCUAAUUGAAAAUGUUUAGCUGAAUUUUUUGUGUGAAGCUUUUGCAUCGAUUGCAUCGUAUGCCCAAAUCGUUAUCAACCAAAAGCACCAAAAACACCGACACCGACCCCGACCCUGAAAGCA
Drosophila hydei is the source of this 2364-nucleotide messenger RNA. Its product is annotated as protein prune homolog 2. The transcript has 4 exons. Gene Ontology annotation, cellular component: cytoplasm. The coding region runs from base 158 to 1609 and encodes 483 amino acids. The record is from RefSeq and is a predicted model, not a curated record. NCBI's taxonomy places the organism in Eukaryota, Metazoa, Arthropoda, Insecta, Diptera, Drosophilidae.